GAUAGUUUUAAAAUAUAAUUUCAAAAUUAAUAAAUGCGUUGAUAUUGCCGGGAUAUCGAUACUAUCGGUAGGGUAAUCUGCUGGUUUGACAGCUCUAUCAGCGUGAGUACACGAAAUGGUGUUUAUCAACUGGAAUGCACUUAAACCCGGCAGGCGGCCAUCCAUUUGAAUCGGAAGUGAAGUUGACAGAAGCGAGUCCUCUUCCCUCGAAUCUCUCCGCAUUUCUCUACACCAUUUGAUCACAUUGGUCCUGAACUAUCCAACUAUCCAUUUAGAGUCCAUACAGAUUCCGGAGUCUUUGGUACUCCUGAUUCACCGUUAUCCGAGUCCCCGAACACCACGAUGACUGACCGAAGCGACUUGGACCGCCAGAUCGCGCAACUGCAGCGCUGCGAGCUCCUCUCGGAAUUCGAAAUCAAGAUCCUGUGCGGGAGGGCUCGCGAACUCCUGUUGGAGGAGGGCAAUGUGCAGCGCGUGGACUCGCCGGUGGUCGUGUGCGGCGACAUCCAUGGCCAGUUCUACGAUCUGAAGGAGCUGUUCAGGGUGGCCGGCCAGGUGCCCGACAGGAACUACCUCUUCCUGGGCGACUUUGUGGACAGGGGCUACUUCAGCCUGGAGACGUUCCUGCUGCUCCUUGCCUUGAAGGUGCGCUACCCGGAACGCAUUGCCCUGGUCCGCGGCAACCACGAGUCCCGCCAGAUCACCCAGGUGUACGGAUUCUACGACGAGUGCAUUCGCAAGUUUGGUUCCGCAAUCAUUUGGCAGUGCUGCUCGGAUGUUUUCGACUACCUCAGCCUGGCGGCAAUCAUCGAUGGCUCGGUGUUCUGCGUCCACGGCGGACUGUCGCCGGCCAUCCAAUCUCUGGAACAGAUCCGUGUCCUUGACCGCAAGCAGGAGGUGCCGCACGACGGGCCAAUGUGCGAUAUGCUCUGGAGCGAUCCGGAGGAUCAGCUGGGCUGGGGAGUCUCGCCUCGUGGGGCUGGUUACCUCUAUGGCUCGGAUGUGGUCGAAACGUUUAACCGCGCCAACGGCCUGGACAUGAUAUGCCGCGCCCACCAGCUGGUCAUGGAGGGCUACAAGUGGCACUUCGGCAAAUCCGUCCUGACUGUGUGGUCAGCUCCUAACUACUGCUAUCGCUGCGGCAAUGUGGCUGCCGUCGUGGAGAUGGAUGAGUUCCUAGGCCGCAAAUUUAUCAUUUUCGAUGCGGCUUCAGCGGAGAAUCGAAGCCGUCCCACCAAGAAGCCACAAGCGGAGUACUUUCUCUAGGAGGAACUAUUCACUAUCUACCGACUCAACUCAUUAAAGAAAAAUCAUAGAAAACGUGAUUCGACUAUGAAACCUGCGCUUUAAUAGCUACUAAGUAAUAAGAAGAAAACUUCAGAGUCCAGUGAAUUUCUCAGGAAAAGAAGCUGUAGUAUGUAAGCAAAACUAUUAUUACCCAAAAAGAUAU
This is a messenger RNA of Drosophila suzukii, 1450 nucleotides long. Its product is annotated as serine/threonine-protein phosphatase 4 catalytic subunit-like. Gene Ontology annotation, cellular component: nucleus; cytoplasm. Gene Ontology annotation, molecular function: protein serine/threonine phosphatase activity. The record is from RefSeq and is a predicted model, not a curated record. Gene Ontology annotation, biological process: double-strand break repair via homologous recombination. NCBI's taxonomy places the organism in Eukaryota, Metazoa, Arthropoda, Insecta, Diptera, Drosophilidae.